AUAUUUGGACAAACUCAAGCCCUUUAUUUGCUAUAAUCAUGUCAAACCUAAUCACAUACGCCCGUGACUUUCUCGCCUCAAUUGGUCUCAUGAGACCAUCCUCAGGCACGCCAAUCACAAGCUUAUUCAGUACCCUUCCAGGCCACCACCGCAUCCUCCUUAGCGGGCUUGACGAGGCUGGCAAGUCAACUCUCUUGCGCUCUCAUUUGAUCACCAAUGAAAAAGAUAUAUCUGUUGUCGUAGGCAUGAUUGCCCAUCAGGUUGAAGUCUAUAGAUGCGGCAAUGUCACUUUCCAAACCAUUGAUCUCGGUGGUGGCAGGCCUGAGCCAUACUGGAGGAUGGAGAGAUCGUUCAUCAAGCAUUGCGAUGCACUGAUAUGGGUCGACGACUCAGCCGAUCACGACCGUCUCAUAGAAGCAAGAGAAGAACUUUUCCGAGCUGUGCGCCACCAAGAUGGAUUGCGCAAUGACAUCCCUGUGUUAAUUUUAGCAAACAAGCAAGAUAAUAGCACCGCUCGUACAGCAGAGCAGAUAAAAGGGUUUUAUGUCGACGAUUCUUCAUCACCUUUAGUAAAUAUACCACAUACUGGCGAAGGGUUGUUCGAGGCUUUCAGGUGGCUCAGUGAGACUGUUGAGAGCAGGAUGAAAUAUGACACUGGCAUUAACGAGAAGGUUCCGCUAUACGACAAAGAGGAGGAAGCGACUAGAAUCAUUAUGGAAGGACUACAGCCAGGCCACAAGGAGGAGAUUAAUAUAACUGCAGGCCGCAAGGUUAAGCUUUUGGUAUACUCCUAUAUCUUCACGAAAUCCUCAGUGAACUUUCCAAAUCAUAUUUCAUUUCACGUCAUGAGGCUUUUCUAUUUCGCGUGUGCGCUAUUCGCUUCAAUAUUCCAUGCUACCGCUGAACCUGUUCCCCCAGUCUAUCCAGACAGACCGGAAUGGCAUCCGAUGUUCCAAAACAAUCUCUUGCCAUAUCCACAGUUGUGGUGGCACGACAAUAAUCCAUGGAAAGCCGUCAGCAGGGGCGCAGAAAUUGUGUACCAUGAGGACAACUACGAUCGCGGGAUGCUAGUCGGACCUUAUACAGCUGGUUUCUUUCUAUUUCAACCUGGCCUUAGACCGAAUUUCCGUAUCAACCAGCUCAAUUUGACAGCCGACACGCCGUACUUUGUAGCUGGCCAAUAUCGGCUUACCAUGGGGAAGAUCCUCCGAAAGUUCGAUUGCAGAAUACGCUUCGCGUUCCCUAGUGGAACUUAUUCACUUUCGGUCGUUCAAAAGAAGCGAAGUCAUAAGAAGCUUCAUGAUUUUAGGGUGGAUAUUCUGGGGUUGACAGAAGACAGCCAUGAGCUGAGAGUGAAGUUAUGGUGCAAGAAAGCAUUCACUUCUACGACCAAGGUUCAAAUCAAAAUUAAUGGGCUCCAUAUUGGGGCGUUUCCGUGA
Fusarium oxysporum Fo47 is the source of this 1439-nucleotide messenger RNA. RefSeq names its product ADP-ribosylation factor family-domain-containing protein. NCBI's taxonomy places the organism in Eukaryota, Fungi, Ascomycota, Sordariomycetes, Hypocreales, Nectriaceae. The record is from RefSeq and is a predicted model, not a curated record. Bases 39 to 1439 code for a protein of 466 amino acids. The transcript is spliced from 5 exons. Gene Ontology annotation, molecular function: GTPase activity; GTP binding. Gene Ontology annotation, cellular component: cytoplasm.